ACUAUUACAAAACUGUCAUGGCGGCAUUUGGUGUUCAUUUUGGCACGUGUUCUGCUUGCCUUGCUGUAUACAAGGAUGGCAAGCCAGAUGUUGUUGCUAACGAUCUAGGAGACCGAGUUACACCCUGUGUUGUUGCUUUCACCGACCAUGAUCAGUCAGUCGGAGCUGCUGCAAAGCAGGGCAUUAUUAGGAAUGCAGCCAACACUAUCAGUAAUGUCAAACAAAUUCUUGGACGGAAGAUGGACGACCCAGUUGUUGAGAAUUUUGGUGCCAAGUCUACAGCCAAGGUUGUAGAGAAAAAUGGGAUACCACAGUUUGAAGUAAGUCACAAGGGAAAGACCUGUCAGUAUUCCGCCAGCAAGGUGGCAGAGAUUAUCUACAGGAAGAUGCUAGAAACUGCCCAGAGUCAUGGAGGAAGUGGAAUUCAGGAUGCAGUUCUAACUGUACCAUUUGGCUUUGGUCCGGAACACAGAAACGCUUUCAGUGAGGCAGCAACGAAAGCUGGCUUCAACAUCCUGAGACUAAUCAACGAAGCAUCUGCUGCAGCACUGGCAUAUGACCUUGGACAGAUGGACAACUCAGAGAGCAGCUAUGCCCUGGUGUAUCGGCUAGGAGGUACAUCUAGUGAUGCGACGAUACUGAAGAUAGAAAACGGCAUGUACCGAGUGUGUUCAUCCACUGCGGACAAUCAGUUCGGAGGCAACCAGUUCACUGAAGUCCUGCUCAAAUAUCUUGCUAUGGAAUUUAAAAGGUGA
Messenger RNA from Haliotis rubra (blacklip abalone), 755 nucleotides. RefSeq names its product heat shock 70 kDa protein 14-like. The coding region runs from base 18 to 755 and encodes 245 amino acids. The record is from RefSeq and is a predicted model, not a curated record. Lineage: Eukaryota; Metazoa; Mollusca; Gastropoda; Lepetellida; Haliotidae. Gene Ontology annotation, molecular function: ATP-dependent protein folding chaperone; ATP binding. The transcript has 7 exons.